AUGGAGUUCACGAGCCCAUAUGAUGAUUAUCAGAGGGCUUUAGAUUAUGACUUCCACACCGAGCUCGCCCCCGGUAUCUGGGCGAUAUGCAAGAAACUUGAUAGGACCGCACUUUUGGCUCAUGAUAUCACUGAUAUGUUGGCUACGACGGACUUUGAACCGGACUUGUACGAUGACACAGAUUCAGACUCGGAUUCGAAUAGUACUCUGAAGAAUGGGGUAGGUUUCCUAUUAGGCCCGGAUGGGGCCAAUUUGCUCCAAGAAGUCAAGGCUAUCAUAAACCACGAGAACCUAAUAUGCUUGCGGGACUGGUUCUCUAUUGCAAUGCAGAAGCCCAAAUCGAGAGACUACGAAAAACGAACCUUUAUCGUCUGGGAUAAUUGCGACGCCGGAACCUUGGAGAACCUUUUGGUCGAAGAAUAUGAAAAAUACAAACCAGACCAAGAGGCCGAUGACAGCACAUCGGAGGACGACGAUGUCGAAGAUGAGGCAUCCGACACCGAUGCUAAAAUGGCCGAUGUCGAUGUCGAUGCCCAUAAAACGAAAAAGCUAAAGAAGUUCUUACCAGAAUCCCUAUGCUGGCAUGUGCUUACUUCAGUCUUGAAGGCCCUGGCGUGGUUACAUGAUGGUAGUCCAGAACUCAUCCGUAUAGGUCCCAAUAAAUACGGUAUGGAUCCCACUCCGGAUUGGAAUCCUGCUCUACACCGGGAUAUCACUCCCGCCAAUAUACAAUUCCAACAGCCUAGACGCAAAGAGACAUACGGGCAGUGCAAGCUAGGCAACUAUAGUAGUAUAUACUUAUCGAGUCACCAUAACGGAGACGGCAAGUCCAGUGUCGAACGGAUCAGGGGCAAGGCCUUGGUUCCACGAAAGGGGGGUGUCAACGCAUCAUUAGAUGCCCUCAUCCAGAGAGAUAAUCAAUAUGGCUAUACUUAUAAGGAACAGCCGGAUCAGCCUUACACCGUAAUCAGCGAGUGGAGGGCAUUUGGCGAGAUCUUGCUGGGGAUGAUGAUACCUCCCUCAGGAACAAAAACAAAUGUGAAUGAUCACAUCGAAAAUGUAACCAAGCACGGAGUAAGGUAUAAUCUCGAAGGCGUGGAUUACUCGGUUGGGUUAAAGAACGUGAUAAUCAGGAUGAUGACGCUCAACCCAGACGAGAAGUCAGCGGAUGGCACAUACCUUUUCCCAAACCGAGAUACCCUAACCUCCCACCUAUGCGUCGAAGCCUUCGAGAGGUUCAGACGGUGGAGGAUUAGCACUGACGAGGGCCAAGAGCUGGUCACCGUCGAGGCUCAGCGGACCCAGCAAGCUUCAGAAGACGCAAUAGCGAAGAACGAGAUAUGGAACGCAACCGUGGAAAUGAACCGGAUCGUGGAUAAACUGCAAAUGGAAAAGGGCCCCUGGCGUUUCGACGACCAUGAGGAUACUGAACUUGAAGAGCUCCAAGUACCGGCCUUUACCCACCAGGACUUGGCGAAUGACGAUGACGAGAGACCGUAUCCUCUUAGCGAUAUCCCGCCCGAUGACAAUUGGGACUUUGAUCCGUAG
Molecule: messenger RNA, 1548 nt
Organism: Daldinia childiae
Lineage: Eukaryota; Fungi; Ascomycota; Sordariomycetes; Xylariales; Hypoxylaceae
Product: putative g2-specific serine threonine protein kinase protein
Exons: 2
Coding region: 1-1548 (515 amino acids)
Biological process (GO): protein phosphorylation
Molecular function (GO): protein kinase activity; ATP binding
Source: RefSeq, a predicted model, not a curated record